Chinchilla lanigera (long-tailed chinchilla) is the source of this 6957-nucleotide messenger RNA. It is a transcript of the gene Crocc2, whose product is annotated as ciliary rootlet coiled-coil, rootletin family member 2. The transcript has 32 exons. The record is from RefSeq and is a predicted model, not a curated record. Bases 200 to 5134 code for a protein of 1644 amino acids. Lineage: Eukaryota; Metazoa; Chordata; Mammalia; Rodentia; Chinchillidae.
GCCCUGGCUUGGUUGGACUGGCGGUUGGUUUCAGCACUGAGCUGGGCAGCUGUGUGCCCGGGCUCGGGUCUCAGCACAGCAGGACAGGACCCAGGCAGGUGCGAGGCAGGAGCGCGGCAGGUGCACUGGCCAGGCCGGGGCAGGAGAUGCGUGGGGAGCCACGCCACACUUUCCUCGAGGCCCUGUGUGCUGGUCAGCCAUGAGCUCCGACUACAGCGAGUCUGGGGACCAGGCCUCCAUGGAGCCGCCCCCGCUGGGGCUGGCCGCUGUCAUCCAGAGGUUGGAGGACACCAUCCUGAGCCCCAGAGCCAACAGGGAAGACCGGGCGCUAACCAUGCGUGGGGAAGGGCAGCAGGCCUCACCCACCCCUGUGCCUGCCCGAAUCCGUGAGAUCGUGGCUGGCAGCCUGGCCGGGGAGCCACCCCGAGGGGUGCAGGAGCUGCCUGCCGCUGUGGCCCGUGUGCAGGAGGAGAGCGACCUGCUGCAGGAGGAGCUGGCCCGUCUGGAGGGUCUGCUGGCCCAGGCGGGCGCCGAGCGGGAUGAGCUGGCGAGCAGGUGCCACGUGGUCAGUGAGCGGCUGCAGGCCCGGCUGGAGACCACUGAAGCACAGCUGCGGAGGUCGGAGCUGGAGCACAGCGUGGACUUGGAGGAGGCCCUGGGCUGCCUGGAGGCCUCAGAGCAGAGGAGCUCCAGCCUUGCCCAGGUGAACGCCCUCCUGCGAGGACAGCUGGAACACAUGCAGAAGGCCAACGACAGGCUGGCUCAGGAGCUGGCCAGGGCGACGGGCAGCGUGGUCCACCUGCAGCAGCAGCUGGAGCUGAGGGGGACGUGGCGCUGGGCCAAGACACAGGCGGCAGAGCUGUCCCUGAACAGGCCUGUGCCUGGACGGCUUCUAGCGCCCCCUGGUGCCUGGCCACCAGGACCCAGGGAGCCCCGGGACUUGCUCCUCCUAUGGAGACAGGCUGUGGCGCUGCGGGCACAGCUGGCAGAGCUUCGAGCGGCCACAGAGAGGGGUCUUGCAGACAUGCGAGCAGAUGCAGCCAGGACAGCACGGCGCCUGCAUGUGGCCUGCCUGAACCUCGACUCCAACCUGCGGCUGGCAGCUGACUGCACAGCCAGCGCCCUGGAGCAGCAGCUGGGGGAGCAGAUCCGAGAGGUGCUGCAGCUGCAGGGCCGCUGGGACGCAGAGAAGGCAGCACUGCAGGCCAGGCUGUCUGAGCAGAUGCUACUGGUGGAGGAGCUCACGGUGCAGAGCGAGCAGAAGGAGAGGACGAUUGCGUCCUUCAAGCUGGACAUCCAGAGACUGGAAUCUGGGCAGCGCAGUGGGGGCCGCCUGGAGGAGGACGCCCUGCGGGCCGAGGCCGAGUCCCUGCGGGCUGAGCUCAAGUCCCUGCGGAGCGUCCUGGCCAGCAUCAAGGAGGUGGCCCAGGCAGACACCAGGAGCCCGGAGCGACUGAGGAGCAGCACAGAAGGCGAGGAGGUGCGGGGCCAGUGGAGGAGCCCCCGCCACAGCCUGUCCCCGCCGCAGGCCUGCACCCAAGCCAGCCUGGACCCCACACUGCUGGCCGUGCAGGCAGCCAUGGGGAGGGUGCAGCAGAAAGAGCAGGAGCUGCGCCUGCAGCUAGAGUCCUCACGGGCGGUGGCUGCCGGGCUCCGUGAGCAGCUGUCCACAUGUGAGCAGGAGCUGCGGGCCUCACAGAGGCUCCUACGGGAUGGGGUGCAAGAGCACGAGGACCUCCUGGGCCAGCUGGAGGUGCAGAGGCAUGAGGCACGGCACUGCCGGACAUCCGUCGAACUCUUGGGAAGGGAGAAGGUGGCCCUGGAGAGGAAGGUGGAGGAGCUGAGAGGGGCGGCAGAGGUCCGAGACGCAGAGAGGCAGAAGCUGGAGGCAGCCAACGCUGCGCUGCACAAGAGCCUGAGGCUUCGAGCAGAGCAGAGCCAGGGACGCCUGCAGCAGCUGGAGGAGAAAGUCUCCCGGCUCAGGAGGGAGCUAGCAUCAGCCCGGGAGGCACUGAGCACAGCACAGCUGCAGAGGGACUUGGCAGAGAGGGAGCGGGAGGGCCUGCGUGGCACCCUGGCCCGGGCUGAGUCUAGCAACGCUGAACUGGAGCUGCUGGUGACGCGGCUGAAGUCGGAGGGCGUGGAGCAGCGGGACUCACUGGCCACAAUGGCCGCCCUGAUGGAAGGGCUGGCCCAGGACAAGGGCUCCCUGAACCACCUGGUGCUCCAGCAGCUAGAGCAGGAGCGGGACCAGCUGCAGGAGCAGAGGACAGCGCUGGAGCAGGAGAAGGCAGGUGCUGGGCAGGAGCUGGCACAGGUCAAGCAGCAGCUGGAGCGCGUGUGGGCUGAGCGGAGAGGCCUGCAGGAGGCCUGCGGACACCUGGAGAAGCAGCAAGAGCAGCUGGAGGGGCAGGUGGCCCAGCUCAGGCGUGAGAGGGUCCAGCUCCAGGAGCAGGUGGGCCAGGUCACAUGCAAGAAACAGGCCUUGGAAGAGCAGCUGGCACAGAGCCUGCAGGACCAGGAGGCCCAGAUGAACACUCUGCAACAAGCCCUGCAGGAGAAGGAUGCCUUGUCUGAGGAGCGGGGCCAGCUGCUGACCAAGCAGGAGGCCCUGGAGAGGCAGGGCCUGCUUGCAGCAGAGGAGACAGCUGACCUCAGGGCCCAGAGGGACUCUCUGGAGAGUGGCCUCUUUGAGGCCCAACAACUGGUGGCACAGAUGCAGGCAGAGCAGAAGCAGCUGGAGGAGGAGGCUCACAGUGCCCGCCUGGCCCGGCAGGCCCUGCAAGUGGAGAUGGAGCGGCUGAAAAGCGACUGGGAGGCACAGGAGACGAGGCUGCGGUGGGACAUGGGGAGGCUGCAGCGGCAGAUGGCUCAGCAGGAGCAGGAAGCGCAGCUGGCCCUGCAGAGCCAGGCAAUGACCCACCAGGAGGACCUAGCUCGGCUCCAGAGGGAGAAGGAGACCCUCAGUCUGAGCCUGGCAGAGGAGAAGGAGGCAGCUGCACACCAGCGGGAGCAGGAGAAGGAGCUGGUGGCAAAAUGCACAGCUGAGAGGGAGGCUCUGGUGGAGGAAAUGGAGAGCAUGAAGCAGGAGCGGGAUGAGAGCUUCCUCCAGCUAGAGCACAGGAUGCAGCAGGCCCUGUGUGUGAAGGACACAGAGAAGAGCCAGCUGCUGGAGGAGCUCUCCAGGGCCAUGCAGGAGCUGCGGCGGGCACAGCAGGGGGCCCAGGGCCAGCAGGCCCAUGCCGAGGCCACCAUCAGCACCCUGACCGAGGAACUGAGGACCCUGCAGGCCCAGUUUGAGGGCGCCAUCUCCACCCAUCAGCGAGAGGCCGCAGCUCUGAGAGAGGGCCUCCGGGAGAUGGAGGCACAGCGGAGUGACCUACGGAGAGAGGCCAAGAGGCUACAGGCCCAGCUGCUCGAGGCCCAGGAAGCGCUGGCCGGGCUGCGCCGGGAGCUUCAGGGCAGCGAGGAGAGCCGUGAGAGGCUGCGCAGGGAGGCCCUGGAAGCCCGCCAGGCGCUGAGUGCCGAGGCCUGUGAGAAGGACACACUGCAACACUCCAACACCGAGCUGCAGGCUGCCCUCCACAGAGCCAGGCAGGACAAAGCCAGUUUAAAGCGGGCCAAGGAAGAACAGGAGCAGAAGUUGCGAGCCCUGGAUGAGGUGCGGGUGGCAGCCCAGGAGGAGGCCAGCAAGCUCCAGGCCAGGCUUCAAGCACGGGCGCAGGCGCAGGGGGAGGCCUGCCGGGAGCACCACAGCCAGGUGAGGACACUGGAGGCUGAGAAUCACAGGCAGAGGAGAGAGGUGCACGCACUGCAGGCCCAGUGCUCACGGGAGGCCCAGCGGUGGCAGCAGAGCCAGCAAGAGAUACUUCAGCUGCAGAGGCAGGUGGCAGAGACUGAGGCUGCCCACAAGAGUGCCCAGAAAGAGGUCUUGGGGCUACAGCGGAAGCUGGCAGAGGCCGAAGCCACAGGCGAGGCCCGGGCAGGGCAGCUGGAGAGGCUGCUCUCUGAGAGCCGAGAAGCCGAGCACACCCUGCAGGCCGAGCUCCGCGGUGUCACCAGGAGACUGCAGCGGGCCAGCAGCCAGGCCAACAGCCUCCAGGGCCGCCUGGACACCACCUGUGGCCGGAUGCACAGCCUGGAGCAGGACCUGGCCAGGGCCAAGGCUGCUGAGCGGCAUGCAGAGGCCCAGCUAGGCCGGCUGUGCUCCGUGCUGCGCCGAGGCCUGGGACUCCAGGGUGAGAGCCCAGCAGUCUCCCCGCAGCCACCUGGCUUCCCAGAGAGAGUUCCCUCAGGCUUCGACAGCACCCAGGUCUGCCCAGAGCAGCAGGGUGGCAGCCCCGCUGCCUGGCCCCAUUCACCACUGCGGUGGCCAUCACCUGCACCUGGAGACCAUGACCCAGAAGUCAUGGACGUGGCUGCUGUGCAGGAAGCCUUGGGGGACUUUGUGCAGAAGCUUCGGGAUGCCCAGCGGGAGAGGGACGCCUGCCGGGUCCAGGUGGCCAGCCUCAGCACCCGGCUGAGCGUGGCAGAGAACGAGUGUGCCCAGGCCCAGGGUCGUGUGCAGCAGCUGCAGAGGGCACUGGUGGAGGCGGAGGAAGGCCGGCGCCAAGCAGAGGGGGCCCUGGACAGUGCCCAGGCAUCACGGGUCCUGCAGAAGGAGGCGCUCCUGAGGCUGGAGAUGGAGCACCUGGCCAGCACGCGGGUAGCAGCCCAGGACAGACGGCGGCGGCAGAUGGAGCAGGAGGUGCUGGCAGCUGAGAAGGGGCGGUUGGGCCAGUCCCUGAGCAGCCUACACCAGGAGUGGGACAGAGCCCUGCAGCAGAACCAGGGACUGCAGCAGGCCAGGCCAGGGACCCAGCAAGGUCCAGCAGGGCCAGGAAGGGAACAGCACCUGAGGACAGAGAGGACCCCUGGGAGGCCCCCCACCGCAGAAGGCAGCGAGGGGCCCAUGUGCUUGCUGCAGGCCCAGCUGCAGGCCAUGCGCGCCCUGGCAUCCCAAGAGCAGACCAACCAGCGUCAGAUGAAGGGGCUGGAGAAGCAGGUGGCCAGCCUGAAGGAGCAGCUGGACCGGGAAGUGCAGCCGCAACACCGACGUGCCCACCCCCGCCAGGCCUCCCGGGCCAGGCAGUGAACCCCGCCGGCUUGGCUGCCUGCAGCCCUGAGCAGGUGGGCCCGGGCUCCUCAGGCAGGGGUCCCAGGCUGGGAAAGCUCCAUGGUGCUGCAGAGGGGUCAAAGGCAGGAGAGGGCACAGGCACCAACCACCCGUCUCCUGGGGCAUUCUGGUCCUACAGACUGCAAAGGCCCUGCAUGGGGUCUGUGUCACUGGCUGGGCCCGCCAGGCUGCUGGGCACUCCUCUCCAACACCUGCCAUGGGGAGUGGGCUGUGGGCACCCCCUCAGCCCGCCCCUGGCCUGGUGCUGCAUUCUGCUUCAAACGUGCCAUUCUCGCCAGGCCCCGGUGGCCGGGCCCUGCCAGGCCAGCUUCCUUGGCCACAGGCUGCAUUCCCAGCCUCGCUCUGUAAACACCGGGAAGCACGUGGGAAACAUUUCCACCAACCGGAGCCAAAAACACAAUGUCCCACAAGGCCAGCCGCCACAGUCCCCGUCCAGAGGCUGCGGAACCUCCCGCGUCCAGGAACUGCCGCCUGUCACCGUGGCAGGUGGCUGGAAAUGACUCAGAUUCGAGUCCUCGUGACUCACCGGCCACAAGCGGCACUGGAGUGUGAAAUCUGAAGUUGUUCCAGAGGCUCCCUCGCUCCUGGCCUGGAGACACUGGGAAAUUCCCACGGGAAUCUGGCCCCUGCUACCACAGCGGCUAUGGCUUCCACUGGGGCCUGCCGUGGCCACGCGCUGGCAUUUCCCCAGGUUCCCUGCAGAGCUGUGCAGCGGGAUGCGUCUUCCUCUGUAUCCGCUCUCGUGUUGAAAGCAACACCUUCCCAGGACCAGGCUUCAGGAAAAGCCCCUGUGUGAGCCCAGGCCUGGGCUGCCCUGGCUGGGAGCACUGCCCCGUGCUGGGCACCGUGAGCUGCGCCUGUGCUGUCAGAGGUUGUCCUGCCUGGUCAGCCCUCAGACCUACUUGAAUGGAGUUGCCCUAUAAUAAAUCCCCAAAUCCAGUGCUGGGCUGGUGGGCAGAGAGGUCUCACGGUCUGUCAGUGCUGCCCAUCGAUCAAUGGCAGGGUAAGAAGGAUCUGAAGUGCAGCACAGCUCCAAGGAGAAGCUCCAAGCACAGGAGUCUGUGGUGGCAGGGCAUUCUGAGGCUGUGUGCCCACCCUCAGUGGCCAAGUACGGACAGCAGUAAGCCAUCAGAAGAGAGCUUGGCUGCCCCAGGGCUUGCAGGGCGGGGCAUUGGGCAGAUGUUUUCCCCCACCUGGAGGACAGCAGUACCGUCUGGGAAGUGAGGCCAGGGAGCUAAGUGAGCAAGGAGGGAGAAGGGGCUGGAUGCCUGCCAUGUGCCCCACCGUGACCUGCUCCCAGGCCUCUGUAGAAAUCAUGGCACAGCUCUGAGGGGCCUUGCAGUGAGACUCCUCUCACCAGCAAGGGCAGCCUCUCUGGUGUCUGGGGCUAGGAUGGGCCCAGGCCUGGUGCCUGCAGAAGACAGGCCCCCAGUGCCUCAUGGACACUGGAUUUCCACACAGGUUUGUGCCUAGGCCCCAUGUAUGGCCCUCAGGUGGCCUUGGGGGCCUCCGUGGCUCCGAGCCAAGUCUUCAGAGGCUGCCCGCCCCCCAGAUGUAGUCCAUGCUCAAUGUCUGCAUCCUUACACAGCUCAGGACUGGCACUGCAAAAUAAAUAAAUAAAUAAAUCACAGCGAACCAGAACAUAAAGAAGCUCAUAACCACCCCGACCCUGAGGUGGACCCCAAGCAGCCUGUCCCCUUCCCUUUGUCUGCUGUGCACGUACGUGGGACGGUUGAGGUCACAGCUUGUGCACUACUUGGAACACUACUUUUUAAAAACAA